Molecule: messenger RNA, 372 nt
Organism: Pimephales promelas (fathead minnow)
Lineage: Eukaryota; Metazoa; Chordata; Actinopteri; Cypriniformes; Leuciscidae
Source: RefSeq, a predicted model, not a curated record
AUGACUGUAGUUACUCAUAGUGGACAGGCUGGCUCAGCUGAGUCUCUCGCCAUGGUGGCUCACAGCGGCCAGGCAGAGGAAGGUGAGACCAUGACUUUGGUCACUCACUCCGGGCCGGGUUCAGCUGCGGCAGCGCCACCUGCUGUGCAGGAUGAGCCCCAAGCUACUGAGCCCACAUGCCAACCUGAGCCAGCCGCAGCAGCACCACAGCCAGCCCCUGCACCGGUCAGGAGGAGGCCAGGAAGACCCCCUAAAGUGAAGCAGCCGGAACCACCACCACCUCUUCCUUCAGAGGAGGAGCCCAUAGAGAUGGAGGGGGUUGAGGAUGGAUCCGUACUACUUAAAAUGAUUGACACGUUAGAGUGUCAUUAA